AUGCCUCGAUAUAAAAACCCUAUCCUCUCCCCCUCUUUCCGCCAGCUCUUCGCACCAAAUCACCACAACGUCACAUCCCACGGGCCCUACGACGGCCCCUCCCCCACCACCACGGGCGCCAUCUCCACCAGCGUCCUGAACUCGAGCGUCCCGGCCCUACCCCCAGCCCCAGACGCCUACGAGUACCCGGCCGACGGGGCGCUCCACGGCAACCAACCCGCCCCCUUCACCCCCAGCGGCGGAAUCGGCACCAACGGUUCCGCACCCGUGUACCGCGUACAGAGCGACUUCGACUACCAAUCCCUCGCGCUCGGCCUGUACCAAGAGUUCAUCGAAUUAGACCUCUUCCACUGGGGCCUCACGCGCUUCUCAAACGACGAGUUCGACGCCGCGGGCGUCACAGCCGAGGACCGCUUCCUCAUGCAGCACAUGGCGGACCAAGAAAUCGGCCACGCCACGCUCCUCAGCAACAUGCUAGGCCCGCAGGCGCCCCGCCAGUGCACGUACGACUACCCCGUGUCCAGCGCCGGCGUGUACGGCUUCCUGCCGCACCUCAACUCGGGUCCCGCCGCGCAGCUACUGCUGCAGAGCAUCACGGUGGAGGCGCGCCAGCAGAUGGCGUUUCGGCAGAUGGGCGGGCAGUUCCCCAUGCCCGAGUGGCACACGGUCGGGAUCCCCCAGAGCUGGGCGUGGACCUUGCUGGCCCCCUACGUCGCGAGCUGCCCCGCGAACCAGACGCGCUUGAUCUGGCAGAAUUUCCCCGCGCUGCGCGUGCUCAACCAGCCGAACCCGGCGCGCGUGAAUGGUGAGGAGGCGUGGAACGAGACGACGGGCGGGUACGCCAACACGUUGUCGACAAAGGGGAUCCCCGAGGAGGAGCUGUGCGUCAACUCGGACGAGGUGGGCGAGAACUGCCGCGCCGCCGUGGCGCGGAACCGCAGUAUUCCCUUGUCGUUUCCGGGCCGUCGGGUGUUUCUCCAGUGGGACGAGCCGGGCAAGCCGGUGGGGCCCAAUAACAGCUACGUGACGUCGACCGAGGUGAAGCAGCCCAGGUUCGCGGCGUGGGUCUCCCAGCUCAACGUGACCUACACCGAGCUGCGCAACGUGAGCGCCGAGAACCGCUCGGGAUACACGCUGCAGCCGGGGGCGUAUACGUGGCAGGGCAACCGGGCGGUCAACGGCACCAUGUUCCUCGCGCUGACGGACCAGGAUCUCUACGUGACGCCGUAUAACUUGACGCAGCUGAACCCGCACGUCGCCGCGCUGGCGGUGUAUCAGGCAGGCUAG
Molecule: messenger RNA, 1287 nt
Organism: Parascedosporium putredinis
Lineage: Eukaryota; Fungi; Ascomycota; Sordariomycetes; Microascales; Microascaceae
Source: the annotation of a GenBank genome assembly